This is a messenger RNA of Daucus carota subsp. sativus, 3830 nucleotides long. Its product is annotated as E3 ubiquitin-protein ligase UPL6. Gene Ontology annotation, molecular function: ubiquitin protein ligase activity. The transcript is spliced from 26 exons. The record is from RefSeq and is a predicted model, not a curated record. Gene Ontology annotation, biological process: ubiquitin-dependent protein catabolic process; protein polyubiquitination. Lineage: Eukaryota; Viridiplantae; Streptophyta; Magnoliopsida; Apiales; Apiaceae. Bases 321 to 3416 code for a protein of 1031 amino acids.
AAUUCAGGUUCAACGCUCUCCCAAAUAAAUAAUAACUCCACCACUUCCACCCUCACUCGUGACGCACAAAAAGAAAAAACAAGAAAACAAAGCCCUUCUCUGAUUCCAUUCCCUUUUGUAAUCGACACAUACUCGCCCAUUCCAUUCAAUUCAAUUCCCCUUUAUUUAUUUUUCUCUCUUUUCAAUACCUUUCUUCUCCACAACUCUCAACUUUCAAUCUCAAUCUCUCUCACAACAAAUCAUUAAUCAUAACUCAGCAUUCUGUAGCAGGCGACACGAUUCUCGAGGCAUCGAAUUCGGGGUGAAUUCGGAGUGGAAGGAUGUUUUUCAGCGGCGAUCCGUCGACUCGUAAGCGAGUCGAUUUAGGCGGUCGGAGUUCGAAAGAAAGGGAUAGGCAGAAGCUUCUGGAACAAACUAGGUUAGAGAGGAAUAAGCGGUUGCGAUUGCGCCAACAAAACACUGCAGCUACUAACAUCCAGAAAUGCUUCAGAGGAAGAAAAGUGGUGGAAGCAGAACGUUCGAAAGUCCGAGAACAGUUUUUCAGUGUAUAUGGGAGGCACUUACAAAAUGUCGACAGGUCUUGCUUUGGGCCCAAUUCGAAUUUUCUUCGUCAAUUUCUCUUUUUCUUCAAUGCCAAAAAUGCUACUGAUUAUUCUGCUCUUGUGGAAGUAUGCCGGCUGCUUAGACAGUUUGUUCAAAAUAGCGGAGAUAUUUAUGUCCUCUUUGGAGGUACAGACUAUUUGUUCGAAGAUGAAUCUGUGAGUUACAGGGUGAAGCGAUUUGCCUAUGCUUGUAUCCAAGCAGUUUAUGAGAAUAGGAAUCAGUUGAAGGAUCAACUCAUUAUGGCACCUUCAGGAUCCAGUACAUCAACAACCCUCUUACUAGAGUCAUUAGUUAUGCUGAUUGAACCCCAAGUUUCUUGGUCUUGUAAGAUUGUUGCCUUUCUCUUGCAGAGGAAUGUAUAUUAUCAAAUAAGGGAGAUUAUUUUUACGGCAAAGAAAAGCACAAGUUUUCAAGGUCCUGCUGCCAAAGACUCGUCAUUGGAGCAUGUUCUUGUGCUCAUUAUGUCUCAUAUGGGGCAAAAACCAUGUAUAUGUGCAACGGAUGUACGAUGGACGUUCAUAUCCCAGAUCCUAACAAUUCCAUUCCUAUGGCAACUUUUUCCAUACCUUAAGAAGAUUUUUACAACAAAUGAUCUGAGUCAACAAUAUAUCCAUCAUAUGACAAUUUUUGCAAAAGGUCCUGAUAAAGUUCUACCAGUUGACAUGUCUGCUGAAUUUCCUGGUUAUGCAUGCUUACUUGGGAACUUAUUGGAAGCAGCUGCACUUGCUUUCGCUCGGCCCGACUGCUCUUUUGAUUUGGCUAUGGAUUUUACGGUUGUUGCGACAUCUUUUUUGGAGGAACUCGCUCCCUUUUACACUUUAAAUACAAAAAGUAAAGAAGCGGAUGAUGAUGAAAUGGCUAUUGAUGAGAAAACUAACGACAAAGUUUUGAAUGUGGAUCUAGAACGACAAAUUUCAAAUGCCAUAGAUCCUCGUUUUCUUUUACAGCUGACAAAUGUUUUGUUCAAAGGAUUUUCACACGCCAAUGGUUCAUACAAAGAAAGGCCCAGUAAUAAAGAAGUGGCUGCUGUUACUGCUGCCUGUUCCUUCUUGCACGUGACUUUCAAUAUUCUACCCCUUGAGCGCAUCAUGACUGUAUUAGCUUAUAGAACUGAAAUAAUACCUGUUCUCUGGAACUUCAUGAAGCGAUGCCAUGAAAAUCAAAAUUGGUCAUCCUUCUCAGAGCAUUCUGCAUAUUUGCCAGGAGAUGCACCUGGAUGGCUAUUGCCGUUGGCAGUUUUUUGUCCUAUAUACAAGCACAUGCUUAUGAUUGUUGAUAAUGAGGAGUUUUAUGACCAAGAGAAACCACUAUCGCUAAAGGAUAUUAGAUGCUUGAUUGUUAUCCUGAGACAGGCUUUAUGGCAGCUGUUGUGGUUAAAUCCUUCAAUGCCUGCAAGCUCAGCAAAGUCUGCCACCAAUACAAAUUCAUUAAGGAGCCGGCCUGUAGAAUUUAUACAACACAGGGUUAGUAUUGCAGCUUCUGAGCUUCUGUCCCAGUUGCAAGAUUGGAAUAAUAGACGGCAAUUUACACCCCCUAGUGACUUCCAGGCUGACGGGGUCAAUGAGCACUUCAAUUCUCAGGCCAUGGUUGAAGGUAGUAGAGCAUAUGAUGUGCUGAAACGAGCUCCAUUCUUGGUCCCUUUUACAAGCAGAGUGAAAAUCUUUACUUCACAGCUAGCUGCAGCAAAAGAAACUAGUGAUUCUCAUGCCGUUUUUACUAGAAACCGUUUCAGAAUAAGACGAGACCAUAUAUUGGAAGAUGCUUUUAGUCAGUUGAGCUCAUUAUCAGAAGAAGAUCUUAAAGCAGCGAUUCGAGUUACCUUCGUUAACGAAUUUGGUGUUGAAGAGGCUGGUAUUGAUGGCGGUGGUAUUUUUAAAGAUUUUAUGGAGAACAUCACUCGAGCAGCUUUCGACGCACAGUACGGGCUUUUUAAGGAAACAACUGAUCACUUACUCUAUCCGAAUCCUGGAUCAGCAAUGGUACAUGAACAGCAUCUCCAGUUUUUCCACUUUCUUGGAACUCUUCUUGCGAAGGCGAUGUUUGAGGGUAUUCUUGUGGAUAUACCCUUUGCAACAUUUUUCUUGAGCAAGUUAAAGCAGAAGUACAACUAUCUGAAUGACUUGCCUUCCUUGGAUCCUGAAUUAUAUCGUCACCUCAUCUUCUUAAAGCAUUAUGAGGGCGAUAUAUCUGAGUUGGAAUUGUACUUUGUUAUUGUAAAUAAUGAAUACGGGGAGCAAACAGUAGAAGAUCUGCUACCUGGAGGGAAGAACUUGCGUGUUACCAAUGAAAAUGUCAUCACAUUUAUUCAUCUUGUAGCGAAUCAUCGAUUGAACUACCAGAUACGGCAGCAAAGUUCUCAUUUCUUUAGGGGUUUCCAGCAACUCAUUCCGAAAGAUUGGAUUGAUAUAUUUAACGAGCAUGAACUUCAGCUGAUGAUAUCAGGAUCAGUAGAUGGCUUUGAUCUUGAUAAUCUUCGGUCUCAUACAAAUUAUGCGGGUGGUUAUCAUCAAGAUCACUAUGUCAUUGAUAUGUUCUGGGAAGUUCUAAAAAGUUUUUCCAUGGAAAACCAGAGGAAGUUUUUGAAGUUCGUGACAGGUUGCUCUAGAGGACCUUUACUUGGAUUUAAAUAUCUGGAACCCUUGUUCUGUAUACAAAGAGCUGGUGGUGAGGCAUCUGAAGAAGCCCUUGAUCGGUUGCCAACAUCUGCUACUUGUAUGAAUCUCUUAAAGCUCCCCCCAUAUAAAAGCAAGGCACAGAUGGAGCAGAAAUUAUUGUAUUCUAUAAAUGCUGAGGCUGGUUUCGAUUUGAGCUGAUGAAGGACCUCAUUUUGAAAUCUUCUACAUGUAAUAUCGAGUUCAAAAUGGAGUCAACCAACUUUGUGCCAACACAAGAGAGUUUGGUUCAUAAGAAGUGAUAUAUCCAGAUUUGUAUUUCUCAAGCUGUACAGUGGACAACGGGAGAUGACUGUCAAAACAUUGACAGUGCAACAGCGUGCUUAAGAAAAAAAAAAUUGGUAGAUAUUAAAUUAUUCAGUUAAGGUAGAUGUAUAUAUACAGGUCAGUGCAAUGUAUACCAUGUUUCAGAAGUUUGGAAGUUUGUGAAUAUAUCAUGAACUCUUAUAAAUAAUGUAAUCAUAAUGUAUUUUAAUUAUGUUCACUUGAAGCACUUGUAACUAUUAUCUGAUGACUCUGGUACAAUAAUUCUAUGUUUUCUUACUAUUUCAGGCA